ACAUUUACUUUAACUCAAAUUAAAAGUCGCUUUCAUGCAAACAACUCUUCAGCGAUGACGUCUGUGUUUGGUUUCGCAUUGAUGUGUGUAUUGUUGGCACAGAUUCUUGCCGAUGAUGGUCAGAGCAUCGACGAAGAAACGUCUACUGAGACGGCUAAAAAUAACACGGGGCAAGAUUUAUACAUCAUAAGAAAAGUUGUUUAUGAAAUAGGCAUUUUGACCGAAGCAGAUGGUACGGACUACGACAACAAAACACACGAACAAAUCGAUGUUUCAUUUUUCGAUCCCAACGAUAAUGGUACAGCCAUCGAUUUGUCAAACGUGCCAGUACCAAUCGAAACUAACGUCAGCGGGAUAGCAGUGACAGGUAUUCUAUCCUCCAAUUUGGGCACACUAAUAUUCCCGCCCAAGGGCGCUGUAAAUUUGAGCGAAAGCAACUUCCCCGUAUUUCCCGACAAGCAAGUGAAAGUGACGAGAAACAUCACCACCGUGGACAAGGAAAAGAGUUUAAAUAUUUUAUCCGGAAUCAGCGAAGUUUUAGGACUCGAUAAGCUAAUCGAGCCACAAAAACCUAUCGGAGAAGUCGGCAAAAGUUCAUGAGAGUGCAAAAAUAAAACUUCGGGAUCUACAAUUUGGAUGUUUAUUUUCG
Cylas formicarius (sweet potato weevil) is the source of this 649-nucleotide messenger RNA. RefSeq lists its product as uncharacterized. The transcript has 3 exons. The record is from RefSeq and is a predicted model, not a curated record. Bases 55 to 600 code for a protein of 181 amino acids. NCBI's taxonomy places the organism in Eukaryota, Metazoa, Arthropoda, Insecta, Coleoptera, Brentidae.